AUGACGAAACAAUUAUCACCAUCAAUAUCAAUUAUAGUAGCAGCACUUAAACCAUCAUAUGGAAUAGGGUACAAUGGAACUUUGCCAUGGAGAUUAAAAAAAGAAAUGGCUUUUUUUAAAAGAGUUACAUCAAAUACAAUAAAUUCAAAUAAAAGAAAUGCAGUAAUUAUGGGUAGAAAGACUUGGGAAUCAAUACCGAAUAAAUUCAGACCAUUACCAAAUAGAUUAAAUGUUAUAAUAUCUCGAUCUUAUGAUAAGACUAAAAUUGUUGAUGAAAAUAUAAUACAAGUUAAUUCAAUUGAAGAAUCAAUAAAUGUAGUUAACAAACAAGAUAAUAUUGAAAAUAUUUUUAUAAUUGGAGGAGCUGAAAUUUAUAAUUCAUUUAUGAAUAAUGCUGAUGUGGUUGAUAAUUUAUUAAUCACUGAAAUCGAAACAGAAAAUGAUGAAAAUAUCGAAAUGGAUACUUUUUUGAAAUUUGAUUUAAAUAAUUGGGAAAAACAAUCACAGAAGAAAUUAAAAUCAAUUACAAAUGAAGAAAAUAUUGAAGAGAAUAUUAAAGAAGCAAAAUUCAUCUAUAAUUAUACAUUAUGGCAAAAGAAGAAAUAA
This is a messenger RNA of Lodderomyces jiufengensis, 606 nucleotides long. It is a transcript of the gene DFR1, whose product is annotated as dihydrofolate reductase. Gene Ontology annotation, molecular function: NADP binding; dihydrofolate reductase activity. The record is from RefSeq and is a predicted model, not a curated record. The transcript has a single exon. Bases 1 to 606 code for a protein of 201 amino acids. Gene Ontology annotation, biological process: dihydrofolate metabolic process; glycine biosynthetic process; folic acid metabolic process. Gene Ontology annotation, cellular component: mitochondrion. Lineage: Eukaryota; Fungi; Ascomycota; Pichiomycetes; Serinales; Debaryomycetaceae.